Messenger RNA from Plodia interpunctella (Indianmeal moth), 2715 nucleotides. Its product is annotated as cytosol aminopeptidase-like. NCBI's taxonomy places the organism in Eukaryota, Metazoa, Arthropoda, Insecta, Lepidoptera, Pyralidae. Gene Ontology annotation, molecular function: manganese ion binding; metalloaminopeptidase activity. The transcript has 12 exons. The record is from RefSeq and is a predicted model, not a curated record. The coding region runs from base 150 to 1733 and encodes 527 amino acids. Gene Ontology annotation, biological process: proteolysis. Gene Ontology annotation, cellular component: cytoplasm.
GUUCAUUGAAUUAUAAAAAAGUAUAACAACUGUGUUGUAUUCUACAUUCAAAUCAGACCCAAAAUGGAAAAUUACAGAAAUCUAGUUGGUUCCAAUUAAAAUUAAUGAGUAACAAAAUUUUUGUAAUUAUGUAAUUUUUUUUGUUCAAAAUGAAAUUUUUAAAAUUAUUUUUGAAUAAUUGUGUUCCUCGGGGUGUAACAUUUUUGAGAAUUGCAAGACCUUACUCUCAAGGGCCGCCAACCAUUGAAAAUCAAGAUGAACCACCCUUGGAUGGAAAUAAGAAAGGCUUGGUGGUGGGGGUGUACGAGUCGGACGGGCAGUUCGAGCUGACAGAGGUCGCCGCGGAGAUCGACCAGAAGUCGGAGGGCAAGCUGAGCCAGCAACUCUCUGAACUAUCGUGCCAGCUGAAGCUGGGCCGGGCCUUCGCGAUCACGGGCGUUGAGGGCUACAGCGCCGUCGCGCUCGCCAGCUUCGGGCCCAAGGACGCCUGCUUCAACCGAAUGGAGAUGCUGGACGAGUCAAAGGAGAAUGUCCGCUGGGGAGUGGGCGCGGGCGUACGACUGCUGCAGUCGCGGGGGUGUGGGGUUGUGGAGGUGGACGGCGGCGGGCAGCCGGACGCCGCAGCUGAGGCGGCACAACUAGCCGCUUGGAGAUUCCAAGAGUUCCGGUCGUGCAAGGAGCCUCUCGUGCAGCUGCGGCCGCGCGCGGCGGCGCCGGGCUGGGCGGCGGGCGCGGCGCGCGGUGCGGCGCAGAACUGGGCGCGCUUCCUGGCCGACAUGCCCGCCAACAAGAUGACGCCCAUCGACCUGGCGCAGGCGGCCCUCGACGUCCUUUGCCCUCUGGGUGUGGUGGUGGAGGCGCGCGAUCGCGAGUGGAUCGAGACUCAGGACAUGCGUGCCUUCCUCACAGUAGCUCAAGGCUCUUGUGAAGAACCCGCCUUCUUGGAAUGUCGGUAUACGGGGGCCAAGGAAGGCGCUCCGCCUGUAUUGCUGGUGGCGAAAGGCGUCACGUUUGACAGCGGCGGCCUUUGCCUGAAGGACGCAUCACUAAUGUGUGAGAACCGCGGCAGCAUGGCCGGCGCUGCUGUCGUGCUAGCCACUCUCAAGAUACUCGCUACUCUCAAGACGCCGAUCAACGUGGUGGCCCUGAUCCCGCUGUGCGAGAACAUGAUCAGCGGCCAGUGCAUGAAGGUGGGCGACGUGGUGCGCGCGCUCAACGGCGUCAACAUACAGAUAGAAGAUACGGAUAUGGAGGGUCGGCUGAUGUUGGCCGACACGCUGGUGUACGGACAGACUAUCUACAAGCCCGCACUAAUCAUAGAUGUCGCUACUUUCACGCGCGGCGUGCUGCUGGCGACGGGCGGCGGCGCAUACGGCUGCUUCAGCAACAACGAGGCCGCGUGGCGCGUGUUGCAGCGCGCGGGCGCGCGCGCGGGCGACCGGCCCUGGCGCUUCCCGCUCUGGGGCUACUACCGCCGGCAGCUCGUCGAUGAUCCCUCUGUGGACCUGAGAAACAAGGGCUCGGGAUCGGCCACUUCUUGUCUUGGCGCAGCUUUUCUUCAACGCUUCGUGUGCUGCGACUGGAUGCACGUGGACGUGACGGGGGUGGGCAAGGUGGCGCACUCGGCCCCGCCCUACCUCCGCAAGCACCGCAUGUCCGGGCGCCCCACGCGCGCGCUGGCGCUGGCGCUCGAGGACAUCGCCGCUGACGCCGGGGAGAAAACCGAAGAGUAACAAUACUGAGACCGUAGUGCGACUUUGCAUCUCACAAUCGAGUCUAUUCGCAGUCAGUGAGUAGCUAGCCACAAUUUGAUUGGUUGUUCUACGAAUCGAUUCGAUAGUGACAAGUGAAAUGCAAACCCGCACUAUGACUUCGAAUCGUACUUUUGAAACUAUAGAUUAUACUGAGUCUAAGAGUAGACAAUAAAAGAGGGUGCUGUAUCUUCUUGACUGACAAUUUUCGACUUCUUUGUAUCAUACACAAUGGACGGUUGCAAUUCAGUGUUUAGAUAAUCGUUGAAACUAUUAUAUAAUGACAUUUUGUUUUGCGAAUCAUAUUAUCCAUUUUAACUAGAAUUUCAUACUAAAUACUCUCAAAAAUUAUCUAAACGCUACCUAUACUAUAAGUUUUUUAAUAAUUUGAAUUUUUUGAGUGGUCUGGUCUCAAGCCUAAUUUUCAUAAACUAGUGGCGCAAAAAUGAUUACCGUCAAUUUCGUCAGUUUCACGUCUACACGUCAAGUUUUUACGUGAAACCAAUACAUGCAUUUCUAAAACUGUCUCGCUACUACUCUAAAUGAAAAUUAGGCUUUUCCAGAAUCACGCUCAUAUUAAGUUUAAAAGUUCUGCUUAGGCAUCUUUAUAUUACUUCUGAAUUUAGGUGUCUCGUAAUAUUUAAUGUCAUUAAUUACAAGUCUGGUAAGAAUCUAGUCUCGUUUGAGGACACUGACAAGAAUGUGUGUAAAAAAUAUAGAAUAUCAAAGAUAUGGUUUAGUUUAGGGUAAAAUGUCCGAUUGGAAAUAUAGGUAUACUUCAAAAUUAGAAAUAUAAUUACACGAAGCGUUUGUGAAAAACAAACACGUAUCGGACAGAGUCAAAUCACAAUGUGUCAGUCCGGCUACAAUAACAUUUCUAUGAAAAUCAUGUAAUUUUUCUCAGCUGUUUUGUAUAUUGUGCAGUUUUUUUAUCUUUUGAAAUAAUUAAAAUCAUUUAUACAGA